UUGUAUUCUUUGUCUUACCUGUAUUUUCUCUCUUAAAAAUAUUUAUUAGCUUGAUAGAGAAAAAAGUUGAUGGACUGAGAGAUAGAGAGCUUUGACACAUUGAUUCAUUUCCUAGAUAAGCAUACCAAACAGGUGGGGCAGGACUGAAGCCAGGAUUGAGGAAUGGAAUCUAGGCCUCCUUCAUUGGUGACAUCACCAUUGCUUCCCCAGGUUUGCAUUAUCUGGGAGCUAGAAACUACAGCUGGCAUUGGAAGUCAUGGACACUCUGAGGUGGCAUCAUAAACAACACUAAGCUAAAUGUCUGCCCUGUCUUUUAAUAUAUUUUUUCUCUGACAUAUUGGAAAUGAUAAGCAUGGUGUUUUCCUGGAAAUUGUUUUCUGUUCAUUCCCAUCAUAGUUUCACUGAUGGUUUCUUGCCUUUUUUCUCAAUGCUUCUACAUACUUCUCCUUAACAUUGCCCAGUCAAGAGUCAGUAUUGCCCCUCUUCUAGCCUGCUGUGCAAUUCCCCUUGACAGAUGUGGCAUUUGUGAUUUGAACCUCCUGUUUCCCUCUAGGUUGGGCAUUUCUCACAGCCUGUAGAUCAUGGGUUUGACUCUGUUGAAUGCUCUGUGUGGCUUUCUAAACACUAACAAGUCUAAUGUGAAACCUUAGCCUUCCUUUUUUCCUUCAUAUCCAUACACAACUGUCAGUGUUUAUUUUGUGACAGAGUUAACAUGUUGACUGGAAGUGUAUUAUUAUAGGUAAUGACAGCAUUUGAAGACCUGGCUGUGUACUUUACAUGGGAGGAAUGGCAGAAAAUGAACAAUGCUCAGAAGAUCCUGUACAGAGAUGUGAUGCUGGAGACCUACAGCAGCCUGUUCUCCUUGGGGCACUGCAUUACCAAACCUGACUUGAUCUUCAAGUUGGAGCAAGGAGAAGAGCCAUGGAUGGUGGAUGAAUGCUUGAAUCAGAGCCUUUCAGUGGUCAUGAAAAGGGAUGACCUGAUUAGGAUCAACCAGGAAAGUCAGGACAAAAAUCUGAAUCAGGAUUUUAUGAAAAAUAACAAGACAUCAGCUCUCAAGAGAAUUGAAUUAAGAAAAACACUUAGUUUAAAUUCAAGCCAUGUUCCAACACUGAUUAUUAAAAAGGGAAUCUAUUCAGGAUUGAAGCCUGAGGAAUGCAAUAAAUGUCACACUGUGUAUCCCCCCAGUGGGCCUGAUCAACUACAGGCUGGAGAGAAAUUUGAUAACACUAAGAUACCUGGAAAAUCUCUCCAGUUCUGUGAGCCUCUUAGUCAGCUUGACAAUAUUCACAUCAUGAAGCAGCCAUUUGGACCCACUGGACAAGCAAAAGUCUUCACAAGAAAGAUGUUCUGUAAAUCUGAGAGGGUUCAUAUGGCAGAAAACCAUAAUAAGUCAACUGUCCCUUUUGGAAAAGCAACGCAAAUAGAAAAAGCUAUCCAUGAAAAUUCUAGCCUCAAUAUGCAUCAACAAACUCACACAAGAAAGAAAUUUUAUAAGUACAUUAUGUAUGUUGAACCUGUCAUUCACCAGUCACAUCUUGCAAUAAACCAGAGACUAAAUACAAGGGAAAAAGUUUACACAUGUAAACCUUGUGGAAAAUCACUCAGUUUUAAUUCACCUUCUGAAUGUAAUGACUGUGGAAAGCCUUUAGACAAAAUUCAUUCCUCAGGAAACAUCAGCAAAUUCACACAGGGGAGAAACCUCAUGAAUGUAGUGACUGUGGAAAAGCCUUUACACAGAAGUCAUACCUCAUAAACCAUCAGCGAAUUCACACAGGAGAGAAACUUUAUAAAUGCCUUCAAUGUGGAAAAGGCUUUCUGUGGAAGUCAGACCUCAUAGUACACCGGAGAAUUCACACAGGGGAGAAACCUCAUAAAUGUAAUGGCUGUGGAAAAGCCUUUGGACGCAAGUCAUCCCUCCUCAUACACCAGCGAAUUCACACAGGGCAGAAACCUCAUAAAUGUAAUGACUGUGGAAAAGCCUUUGGACAAAAGUCAAACCUCAUCAUACACCAGCAAAUUCACACAGGGGAGAAACCUCAUAAAUGUAAUGACUGUGGAAAAGCCUUUGGACAAAAGUCACACCUCAUAAUACACCAACGAAUUCACACAGGGGAGAAGCCUUAUAAAUGUAAUGGCUGUGGAAAAGCCUUUGGACACAAGUCAUCCUUCCUCAUACACCAGCGAAUUCACACAGGGGAGAAACCUCAUAAAUGUAAUGACUGUGGAAAAGCCUUUGGACGAAAGCCAGACCUCAUCAUACACCAGCAAAUUCACACAGGGGAAAAACCUCAUAAAUGUAAUGACUGUGGAAAAGCCUUUGGACGCAAGUCAUCCCUCCUCAUACAUCAGCAAAUUCACACAGGGGAGAAACCUCAUAAAUGUAAUGACUGUGGAAAAGCCUUUGGACGAAAGCCAGACCUCAUCAUACACCAGCGAAUUCACACAGGGGAGAAACCUCAUAAAUGUAAUGACUGUGGAAAAGCCUUCGGACACAAGUCAGGCCUCAGGAAACAUCAGCGAAUUCACACAGGGGAGAAACCUCAUAAAUGUAAUGACUGUGGAAAAGCCUUUGGACAAAACUCAGACCUCAUCAGACACCAGCAAAUUCACACAGGGGAGAAACCUCAUAAAUGUAAUGACUGUGGAAAAGCCUUUGGACAAAUGUCAGCCCUGCUCAUACAUCAGCGAAUUCACACAGGGGAGAAACCUCAUAAAUGUAAUGACUGUGGAAAAGCCUUUGGACGCAAGUCAUCCCUCCUCAUACACCAACGAAUUCACACAGGGGAGAAAUCUCAUAAAUGUAAUUACUGUGGAAAAGCCUUUGGACGCAAGUCAUCCCUCCUCAUACACCAGCGAAUUCACACAGGGGAGAAACCUCAUAAAUGUAAUGACUGUGGAAAAGCCUUUGGACAAAAGUCAUCCCUCCUCAUACAUCAGCGAAUUCACACAGGGGAGAAACCUCAUAAAUGUAAUGACUGUGGAAAAGCCUUUGGACAAAAGUCAAACCUCAUCAUACACCAGCAAAUUCACACAGGGGAGAAACCUCAUAAAUGUAAUGACUGUGGAAAAGCCUUUGGACACAAGUCACACCUCAUCGUGCACCAGCGAAUGCACACAGGGGAGAAACCUCAUAAAUGUAAUGACUGUGGAAAAGCCUUCGGAUACAAGUCAGGCCUCAGGAAACAUCUGUGAAUUCACACAGGAGAGAAACCUCAUAAAUGUAAUGACUGUGGAAAACCUUUGGACAAAAGUCACACCUCAUCGUGCACCAGAGAAUUCACACAGGGGAGAAACCUCAUAAAUGUAAUGACUGUGGAAAAGCCUUUUUCUAUAAGUUAUACUCAUAUGAAAACAGUUCACACAGGGCAGAAACCUUAUGAAUCUAGUACGUGUGGAAAAGCCUUUAUA
Molecule: messenger RNA, 3411 nt
Organism: Oryctolagus cuniculus (rabbit)
Lineage: Eukaryota; Metazoa; Chordata; Mammalia; Lagomorpha; Leporidae
Source: RefSeq, a predicted model, not a curated record